This is a messenger RNA of Cetraspora pellucida, 876 nucleotides long. Lineage: Eukaryota; Fungi; Glomeromycota; Glomeromycetes; Diversisporales; Gigasporaceae. The record is from the annotation of a GenBank genome assembly.
AUGCCUCAAGAAGUACAAGGACAAACGGCUGUUGACGACACCAAGUUGGCGACAGUCACUUCAGCCACCACAAAUAAAAAUAAACCUGACAAAAAACAAACAAAGACCGACGAAAUUUCAAAAUCACUAAAGAGAACAGCACCUACCGACAUAACCGGACAAGGUGAUGCAAAACGUAAAGCAACUCAUAUUUCAAAAAAGCCAAUAGAAAAAUCUGAUGAUAGUUCCACUUUAAAAGGAUCCAACCCCAGCUCAAUUGCUGCAAGUGCCGCGGCUAUUUUGUCUGGCGUUCCUUCUACUAUUGCCCAAAAUGUAGCGGUUGAUUUAGCACAAGUAGCACCUAAACAUCUCACAACAGAAACUAUACCCGUUUCUACACCUUUAACAAUAGAUCCUUUGAACUCUCAGAUUGCAGUGGCGCCCUCAACUUCCAGCGAACAGUCUACAGUUUCCGAACACUCACCACCUAAUAUGGAAGAACUUUUGAAUAAUAAUCCCCAGACAUUGGCUCAAGUUCAACUUCAAUCACAAGAUGUCAAUUCUGGUGGCAAACGUACGUCUACCUCUCGUAAUCUUUCCAGUGACGAACGACGACAGCGACGACUUUUGCGUAAUAGAGUGGCAGCUAAAGAAUGUCGACGUAAGAAAAAAGCAUAUGUUGCAGAUCUUGAAGAAAAAGUUACACGUUUAGAGGAGGAAAAUAUUCGACUCCAUAAAGAAGUUGAGGAACUGAAUUCAAAGUUAGCUAUAAGUGCUGCACGAAUGGAUGAGAACGUUCGAUUGCGAAAAGAAAUAGAAGAGCUAAAUGCUAAAUUUGCAUUGCGUUCUGGCCAUAACGAUGUUAAAAAAGAGUCUAAAUCACCUAAAUCACUUUAA